Messenger RNA from Salvia splendens (bonfire salvia), 956 nucleotides. RefSeq lists its product as uncharacterized. NCBI's taxonomy places the organism in Eukaryota, Viridiplantae, Streptophyta, Magnoliopsida, Lamiales, Lamiaceae. Bases 247 to 633 code for a protein of 128 amino acids. The transcript has 2 exons. The record is from RefSeq and is a predicted model, not a curated record.
AGUUGGCAAAAGGAGAGUCCCAACUUUCCAUCUCACCAAAAUCAUACACAUAUAACAUGUUUCACAUGUCUCCACGGAAUCACAAACAAUCUUAACAACUUCGAUUCUAGAUAGAGAAGGGCUUUGCGGGAAAUGUACAUGGUGUUCAAGCGUCUCAUCAUCGGCGGCGAAAUUGUUGAAGAAGAAGGCGAGUGGGAGAAAGAGAGGUAAACAGAGGAGAUUCCAAGAAUCAGUUGCGAUCAAGUGAUGGAGCAGAAACCGGCGGUGGUGGCGCGGUGCGAGUGCUGCGGGCUGACGGAGGAGUGCACGGAGGCGUACAUUAAGCGGGUGCGCGAGCGCUACUCGGGGCGGUGGAUUUGCGGGCUUUGCGGCGAGGCGGUGAAGGACGAGGUGGUGAGGUCGGAGAGAGGGAUUGGGAGCGAAGAAGCGCUGAUUCGGCACAUGAAUUUCUGCCGGAAUUUCAAGAAUUUGGUGCCGCCGAAGAAUCCGACGGAGGAGCUGAUCGACGCUGUCAAGCAACUGCUUCUGAGGAGCCUCGACUCGCCUCGGUCGAGCCCGGUGAAGAAGGCUGGCCUGCUGCGCAGCCAGAGCUGCGAGCCGGCGCUGCAGUCCGGCCGCCUCAAGUCGAGCUGAGCCGAGUGGGGGAGUCUCGUAGAUGCGAGUAUGUCUGAGCCACCUCAAGCCGAGCUGAGCCAAGCGUGAGUCUUGUAGAUGUGAUGAAACAUUGGUUUGUCAAUUUAGUCCUGUUUUUUUAAUUAGUGCUACUAAAUGAAAUGUGUGAUGCGUUAAUGUUCUUUUUUUAUGUUUAGAAUUGUUUUUUCUGAAUUUAAUUGAGUUAAUGAUGGGUAUUUACCCAUUGAAUUGUGCUUAUAUAUUUGGCGGUGCUACGGUUGAAGAAAAGUCGUGUACAAGAAAUUAUUUGAAUAUUGAUUGUUAGCCAUGAAAUAGAUUUGCUA